Molecule: messenger RNA, 2351 nt
Organism: Drosophila hydei
Lineage: Eukaryota; Metazoa; Arthropoda; Insecta; Diptera; Drosophilidae
Product: serine/threonine-protein kinase 32A
Exons: 9
Coding region: 628-2007 (459 amino acids)
Biological process (GO): G protein-coupled receptor signaling pathway; regulation of signal transduction; protein phosphorylation
Molecular function (GO): G protein-coupled receptor binding; ATP binding; G protein-coupled receptor kinase activity
Source: RefSeq, a predicted model, not a curated record
CGUUGUGGUUGCCACCGCAUUUCGGCCAACAAAGUAGACGUAGUCAAAAAAGACGCUAACACGCGACACGUCAAACUGUUUGUGCGUGCGUACAAGUGUGUGUGUAUGAAUGAGUGUGUUCGUGUGUGUGCGUUGAGUGUGCCGGAGUCUGGCGCCAGUCAGCAAAGUGCAAAUAAAUAUCACUUACACACAUAAACAAAACCAGUCAGAGCCAGAGUCACAGCCACAGCCACAGCCAGAGCCAAGCCAAAGGCGCUUGAGACAUUCACUGGCGCCGCUCUGCAUGUUAAAGCGUCUUAAAUACACAAUUCCAUCUUUAACUAAAUGUGCGCCGCAAUGACUUGCCACUGUAUACUAACAAGUUUAUCAAUAACAGCAAUAAGAAGGCACUGGCAGUGCUCAGUUAGUCAGGGAAGCCAAGUCUAGAGCAGGACAUGACAGCGAAUCAAUUGAAUUCAAUCAAAUUGCCACAAACAACUGUCUACAGGCAGAGCGAGACGCAGGUGAAUGCGGUGGUGGCAACGAAGUCGUAAACACGCUAACACGAGCAGCACCAGCAACAACAACUAGAGAAACAACAACCAGUAAAAAACCGCCAGAAAGGCGAAACAUUAAUGUAGCUACAAAAUGGGCGCCAAUUCGUCGACCAGAUCCGACCCAAAUCUGCACCAGGAUGAUGACGUUAACUUUGAUCAUUUUCAAAUACUGCGCGCCAUUGGCAAGGGCAGCUUUGGCAAGGUGUGCAUUGUACAGAAGCGGGAUAGCGGUGUCCUUUAUGCCAUGAAAUAUGUAAGCCGUUCAGUGUGUGAAUCGCGCGGAGCUUUGGGCGGGGUGAUUAAGGAGGUGGAGCUUUUAUCCUCAUUGGAACAUCCAUUUCUAGUGAAUUUAUGGUUCUCUUUUCAGGAUGAGGAGGAUUUAUUCAUGGUCUGCGACCUGUUGACGGGCGGUGAUUUAAGAUACCAUUUACAGAACCGAGUGGAAUUCUCCGAGCAGAGUGUGGCCUUAUUAGUGUGCGAGCUAGGCAGUGCCCUGGAGUACCUGCAAACACAUCGUGUGAUCCACAGGGACAUUAAGCCCGAUAAUAUUCUAUUGGAUGAUGCAGGACACGCUCAUUUGACUGAUUUUAAUAUUGCAACGCGGUUGCAGAAGGACUCACUCGCCUGCAGUAUGUCGGGCACGAAGCCAUACAUGGCGCCAGAGGUCUUUAUGUGCGCUCUAGAAGAAGUUGCCGGAUACAGCUAUCCAGUGGAUUGGUGGUCCUUGGGCGUUGUGGCCUAUGAGAUGAGGUCGAACACACGACCAUUUGUGCUGCACUCGCACACGCCGCUGGUGGAGAUUAAGAAUGUGUUGAACAGCACCGUUCACUAUCCGCAUUACUGGAGUCACGAAUUUAUUGAUCUACUGCAGAAGCUACUCUGCGUACAUCCGGGCGCACGGAUCAGCACACAGCAGGAGCUGCAUCAGACACCGUUGUUGCGGCCAUGGGACUUCCAGCAGGUGCUGCAGAAGAGUAUAAAGCCCGCAUUCAAGCCACCUGAAGAUCAUCUCAAUUGCGAUCCCUGCUUGGAGCUGGAGGAGAUGAUUGUUGAGACACGGCCGUUGCACAAAAAGAAGAAGCGUCUGGCCAAACAGCGUUCCGCGCAACGCGACAGCGAUCCCGAAACAGCGCUCAUUAAGGAGUUCAUUGUCUAUAAUCGCUUCAAGGAGCUCAAGCGCAAGGCCAUGGAGCAAAAGGAAAGCGACUGGCAGCGCGAACUAGAGCUGGCCAUGGCCAAUUCAAUUGUCAACAGCCUGGCACCCAUACAGGAGAAGCCUACAACAUCCCGUGCCACGCCCACGGCAACAGCUAUCAACGCCUCUAUGCGGUGCACCAGCUCGCCUCCUGACGGCCAGCCCAAAGAAAGUGAUAUCAUUGAAUUUAUAGAUCGCACACCAUCGCCACAGGCGGCACAGGCGACGACCACGUCGCGCAGAUUCUGCUGCAAGACGAACACAAUACGGGAAUAGAGAAUGUAGAUUCAAUCCAAUGCACCAACUAGUCCACAGGUUUCACACCUACCAUAGCUAAAACACUCCUGCAGUUAAUCCAGUUACAAAAUUAGCAUGAAGUUGGUCUCAAAAGUUUUCGAUAUUAUUUCGAAUAUUAAAGAUCAAAAUAAAUUCACUUCAAUUAAUAGACCAAUUAAGACCAGCCUCAUCGUACGUACACACAUGUCUGAGCUACCGAAACCUUCUACAAGGAUCAAAUGAAAUAUUUUUCGAGCAAGCAUAUAAACUACAUAUAUAUACAAAUAGUAACAAUUUGUAAUCACAUGAAACAGAAACCGAUGCCGAUCUGCACCUUUGUAUAU